AUGAAAUGUGCUGAGUUCGAAGACAAGGCAGCGCACGCUGACAAGCUCGCCAAAUCUAUGCAAGCCCUACAGAAUACCACCGAUCAUCUUGAGAGCCGUCUUGAAAUUGCCAACACAAAGCGACUAGACGCAGAAGAACAGCUCUCGAACUUGAGAAAUGAUAAAUCACCCUUCGACCUUUCUACUUCAAAGUCUCAAGCACCAUCAAGCGAUAAUCGAGCAGCAUUUGAUGCUCGUAUAAGUACGAGCACAGUUUUCUCCGGUGCUUCACCAAUCAGUCCAGAACUCGGUUCUCAUGAGAUUGCAACGCUAGGUGCGUUCGUCGCGCACGUCGAGCGCCUGCAAGACCAAGUGAGGGAGAAAGAUGCCCACAUUGAGAAUCUGGAGAACGAGAGAGAGCAACUACGACGAACGCACAGUCGGCUUGAACGGGAUCACAACAAAAUUGCCAUUCAUUCGGAUAUACAGGAUGGUCUUUUACAAGAAGCACGCCGAACAGAUACACACAUGGAACAACUUCGAGCUGCGCUCCUGAACCGCGAAUGCAUAAUCGAAGAGAAGGAAAAGGAUAUUCGUGCAGUGGAGAAACAACUGGAGCAUCACAAACUCUUGUUGCAAGCGGAAAUAAGGCGGCAUGCGGCAAUGAAGCUCCACGUGGCCAUAGAGGAGGAAGACUUGUGGCCUGAGCUCACCUCACUUGCCAGACGAGAGGAUAUUGAUAGGUGGAUGAACAGACUCCAUGAGCGCCUGAGAAGAGAGCAGUCUAGCAAGAAUGGAAAGGCUCUUGCUAACACCCAGGACGUGCAAAUGGAAAGUUUACGAAACGAGAUCGACUUCUAUGUCCGGGAGAUCAUUCUCUUCAAGCUUGACAUCAAAGGCUAUAAAAGCGACAUUCGGAAGUUGAAGAAGAUCACUGCGCAGAUGGAAACUUACGGCAGGACGAGUGAUUUGGAAUCUGAGGCGUGUUCCCUCAGACCAACAGCUACACCUGUUCACUCACAGUUCGCGCCGCCAACGCCAGAGCUCUCCGAUACCGCCUCGCCUAUCAUAGACGACAAUCGUACUAGGGCCAAUACAGACGCCGCCAGGGAACGUUCCAUCAGCUCCCUCACGCAGUCUGGGCUAAGUAGCUAUCGCCUUGAGGAACCCCCGCGAGCUCGACAUACCGGCGGCUAG
Molecule: messenger RNA, 1176 nt
Organism: Alternaria atra
Lineage: Eukaryota; Fungi; Ascomycota; Dothideomycetes; Pleosporales; Pleosporaceae
Exons: 1
Coding region: 1-1176 (391 amino acids)
Source: RefSeq, a predicted model, not a curated record